AUGGACCCUCAUCACAUCCUCGAAGACCACCGAGUGGCCCAUCCUCAGGACCCUCACCACCCAUCAGAGAAGCCUGUCAUUCACUGCCAUAAAUGUGGAGAGCCGUGCAAAGGGGAAGUGCUUCGGGUCCAGACCAAGCAUUUCCAUAUCAAAUGUUUCACCUGCAAAGUGUGCGGCUGUGACCUGGCCCAAGGGGGCUUCUUCAUAAAGAACGGGGAGUAUCUCUGCACCCUGGACUACCAGAGGAUGUAUGGCACUCGAUGCCAUGGCUGCGGGGAGUUCGUGGAAGGAGAGGUGGUGACCGCCCUGGGCAAGACCUACCAUCCCAACUGCUUUGCCUGCACGAUCUGCAAGCGCCCGUUUCCACCCGGAGACCGAGUCACGUUCAAUGGGAGAGACUGCCUUUGCCAACUCUGCGCACAGCCGAUGUCUUCCAGCCCUAAAGAAGCCUCCUGCUCUGGCAACUGUGCUGGCUGCGGACGAGACAUCAAGAAUGGACAGGCCCUGCUGGCGCUGGAAAAGCAGUGGCACUUGGGUUGCUUUAAGUGCAAGUCCUGCGGGAAAGUCCUCACCGGCGAGUACAUCAGCAAGGACGGUGCUCCGUAUUGUGAAAAGGACUACCAGGGGCUCUUCGGGGUAAAAUGUGAAGCCUGCCACCAGUUCAUCACAGGGAAAGUCCUGGAGGCGGGUGACAAGCAUUACCACCCGAGUUGUGCACGAUGCAGCAGAUGCAACCAGAUGUUCACAGAAGGAGAGGAAAUGUAUCUUCAAGGUUCUACCGUUUGGCAUCCCGACUGUAAGCAAUCAACCAAGACUGAGGAAAAGCUGCGGCCUACCAGGACUUCCUCCGAAAGCAUUUACUCUCGACCAGGCUCCAGCAUUCCUGGCUCCCCGGGUCAUACUAUCUAUGCAAAAGUGGACAAUGAAAUCCUGGAUUACAAGGAUUUAGCGGCCAUUCCCAAGGUCAAGGCCAUUUAUGACAUUGAACGUCCAGAUCUUAUUACCUAUGAGCCUUUCUACUCUUCGGGCUGUGAUGACAAACAGGAGAGGCAGAGCCUGGGGGAGUCUCCAAGGACCUUGUCUCCUACUCCGUCAGCGGAAGGGUACCAGGAUGGGCGGGACCGGAUGAUCCACCGGUCCACCAGCCAGGGCUCCAUCAACUCCCCGGUGUAUAGCCGCCACAGCUACACUCCAACCACGUCUCGCUCUCCUCAGCAUUUUCACAGACCCGGCAAUGAGCCGUCCAGCGGCCGGAACUCCCCUCUCCCUUACCGGCCAGACAGCCGCCCUCUCACUCCAACUUACGCUCAGGCCCCUAAACAUUUCCAUGUUCCAGAUCAAGGGAUCAACAUUUACCGAAAACCACCCAUCUACAAACAGCAUGAUGCAGCUGCCUUGGCAGCCCAGAGCAAAUCUUCAGAAGACAUCAUCAAGUUUUCCAAGUUCCCAGCAGCCCAGGCUCCAGACCCCAGCGAGAUUCCAAAGAUUGAGACGGACCACUGGCCUGGUCCCCCCUCGCUUGCUGCCGUAGGAGCUGACGCGAGGCGCAGAUCCAGCGGCCGAGAGGAAGAGGAUGAAGAGCUUCUGAGACGCCGGCAGCUUCAGGAGGAGCAACUAAUGAAGCUCAACUCGGGCCUUGGCCAGUUGAUCCUGAAAGAAGAGAUGGAGAAGGAGAGGGAGAGCCGCGAGAGGGCCUCCCUGGCCGCCAGUCGCUAUGAUUCCCCCAUCAACUCAGCUUCACAUGCUCUAUCAUCCAAAACCUCAUCUCUCCCAGGCUAUGGAAGAAAUGGGCUUCACCGGCCUGUUUCUACAGACUUUGCUCAGUACAACAGCUACGGAGACGUCAGCGGGGGAGUGCGAGACUACCAGACCCUCCCAGAUGGCCACAUGCCUGGAAUGAGGAUGGACCGGGGGGUCUCCAUGCCCAACAUGUUGGAACCAAAGGCACGUAUAUUUCCAUAUGAAAUGCUGAUGGUAACCAACAGGGGGCGCAACAAAAUCCUAAGAGAUGUGGACAGAACCAGGCUGGAGCGCCACUUAGCCCCAGAAGUGUUUCGGGAAAUCUUCGGAAUGUCCAUCCAGGAGUUUGACAAGUUACCUCUUUGGAGACGCAACGACAUGAAGAAAAAAGCAAAACUCUUCUGA
Rangifer tarandus platyrhynchus (Svalbard reindeer) is the source of this 2145-nucleotide messenger RNA. Lineage: Eukaryota; Metazoa; Chordata; Mammalia; Artiodactyla; Cervidae. The record is from the annotation of a GenBank genome assembly.